AUGGCACCGACGAUCGAGCCGUUUAACCCUCCGUGCACAAGGAACCAUAUCGACAACCGCAAGCCUUCGCAAGAACUCGAUGGCGGAUUUUUCAGAGCCUACCAAGCCAUCAUCGAAGAUGCAUUUCUGCUGGAGCAAGGGGAAAGCAACAGGCCGCAAGAGUUUGUUCAGCUCGUCGUCGUCGUCACCGAGAUCUUACAAUGGGCAUCCUCGAAACCGGGUAACGAAACCGCCGUGCAGAAGCUUCGAGACAUAAUUCAAUCGAAGCCUUUGACAGAGGAAGAGAAGCAGUGCGUCCCAGGAAUACCGGCCGAUGACUGCCUCUGCCUUUUGGUGCGUCUCCUCGCAAGAAAGAAGCAACCUGCAACACUAGAGGAGUACUUGAACGAGCUACAGAAAUUGAAAAUUCACGAAACAAUGAAGAAGGAAAAGCCAACCAAUAACUCCAAAGACGACUCCGAAGACGACUCCAAAGACGACUCCGAAGACAACUCCGAAGACGACUCCAAAGACAACUCCAAAGAAGAUUCCAAAGACGACUCCGAAGACGACUCCGAAGACAACAUCUCUCAACAAAACCACCCUGCAGUUUAUGGCAUUCCGAAUCAUAUCUCGAUAUGUAUAGGUCCGCGUAGGCAGACAUCAUCGAACAUGACUGUCAGUUGGCAUAUUAUCGCCACCAAUGGGGAACAUGACGAAACAGACCUUGGGAAAUGGGCGAAGAAGUCGAGGAAAAUGCGCUUUCAGAAUCUACGAAGCAAUGUUCCAAGUUGCGUGAAGGAGGCUGGAAAAUGGCUCGCCACAAUUCUGAAGGACGACGACAAGGAUGUCAAGACCGCCGAAGAAAUACGUCUUGGUCGGUUAUACGAGAUCGAAAGUUGGAAACUCAUGUCCACGGCUGCAAAACCUGGUGAAAUCAGGGUCAAUGGGCCUCGACAUUUCUGUCAUAUGACCGAAGUCGCAACGACAUUCAGGAUUGGGGGGGGAACAGGGAUCACGCGCGACCCGCGCUGCAUGCUUUGCAGAAUGCUCUUCAGCUCCCGCCAAGAUCUCGUUGGGCUCAAAAUGGAGAAUGACUUUUCCAAGGGCCUUCAAUCCCUUGAGAAGAAAGCCAUCAAUGGAAACAAUACUUGCUCCGAGGGAUUGCUCCAUGAGCUCUGCGAAAUGGCCGAACGGAUGGCGGCAAAAACACAACCAGGUACCACGGGUACCACGGAUCAAGACCCAGACUCUGGAGAGGCUUUGUGA
Messenger RNA from Fonsecaea nubica, 1248 nucleotides. RefSeq lists its product as hypothetical. Bases 1 to 1248 code for a protein of 415 amino acids. The record is from RefSeq and is a predicted model, not a curated record. Lineage: Eukaryota; Fungi; Ascomycota; Eurotiomycetes; Chaetothyriales; Herpotrichiellaceae. The transcript has 2 exons.